Molecule: messenger RNA, 519 nt
Organism: Anisakis simplex (herring worm)
Lineage: Eukaryota; Metazoa; Nematoda; Chromadorea; Rhabditida; Anisakidae
Source: the annotation of a GenBank genome assembly
AAUACUCAGAAUAAGCAUGAGAUGAUACUGAAGGAAGAAGAGGAUAUCGUGAACCGAGGUAUUGACAAUGCAACUAAAUUACUUGCGUGGUACAAUGAACGACUUUGUUCAGUGCAGAAAAGGAGUCGUUUAGUCAAUAAAGGAAUGGUCUCUCUUGUAGGUUUCCAUCUAAUUGCUUCGUUUGGGGUCUUCCUCUCGAAUGAUACGUCAGUACAUGAACAAAAACUGAAUUACUUGAGAGCGCACAUAUCGGAACUGAAUCGACGGAUGACAUCGUUAAUGGAAAGCAGCGAACACGGAUUCCCAACCCAUUCCAAUUUACAGGUGAUCGUUUUCGCAUCUCGUUCCAUUAUACGUUUUGAAAUCAAUAUAUUAAAGCCAGUUAAAACGCAGAUGCCGCAGCCGUCUGACGAUCGUGCUCAUUAUUUACAACGACAGAACCGUAUGUUGUGUCAGGUAUGUCUGACAGUCGAUUCAUUGUAUCCAUCGACAUUUUGCUAUUUGAUGAUAAAACGCUGA